Orycteropus afer afer is the source of this 1233-nucleotide messenger RNA. RefSeq names its product protocadherin alpha-3-like. Gene Ontology annotation, molecular function: calcium ion binding. Gene Ontology annotation, cellular component: plasma membrane. Gene Ontology annotation, biological process: homophilic cell-cell adhesion. The record is from RefSeq and is a predicted model, not a curated record. Lineage: Eukaryota; Metazoa; Chordata; Mammalia; Tubulidentata; Orycteropodidae.
UGCGGCGUCCACCUGGAGGUGAUCGUGGAGAAGCCGCUGCAGGUUUUCCACGUGGAGGUGGAGGUGAAGGACAUUAACGACAACGCGCCGAUUUUUCCAACGGCAGUAAAAAAUCUGUUUAUUUACGAAUCCAGGCCGCCUGGUUCUCGGUUUCCACUAGAGGGUGCAUCAGAUGAAGAUAUUGGAACGAAUUCUCUGUUGACCUAUGGGCUUAACUCUAAUGAGUAUUUUACCUUGGAUAUCAAAAGAAAUGAUGAGGAAAUGAAAUCUCUUGGACUUGUGUUGAAAAAAUAUUUGAAUCGAGAAGAAACUCCUGAGCAUCAUUUAGUAAUAACGGCAGUUGAUGGUGGGAAACCAGAGCUCACUGGCACAACUCAACUGAAAAUCACUGUGCUAGACGUAAACGACAACGCCCCAGCGUUUGAGAAUUUGGUCUACAAAGUGAGAUUAUUCGAAAAUGCACCAAAUGGUACCCUGGUAGUGAUUGUUAAUGCCUCUGAUUUGGAUGAAGGCAUAAAUAAGGACAUUGUCUAUUCUUUCAAUUCAGACACAUCAGCAGAUAUUCUGUCGAAAUUCCACUUAGAUCCGGUCAGUGGCCACAUGAGUGUAAAAGGUAACAUAGAUUUUGAGGAAACUAAGUCAUAUGAAAUCCAAGUAGAAGCAACGGAUAAAGGAACUCCCCCAAUGACAGACCACUGCACUGUUCUAUUGGAAAUUGUGGAUGCCAAUGACAAUGCACCUGAACUGGUUAUCAAAUCAUUAUCUCUACCCGUAUCAGAAGACGCUCCGCUUGGCACCGUCAUCGCCCUGAUCAGCGUGUCCGACCGCGACUCCGGUGUAAAUGGGCAGGUAACCUGCUCUCUAACGCCUCUUGUCCCCUUCAAACUGCUGUCCACUUUCAAGAAUUACUACUCUCUCGUGCUGGACAGUUCCUUGGACCGAGAGAGCAGGUCGACCUAUGAGCUGGUGGUGACAGCACAGGACGGCGGAUCGCCUUCUCUGUCGGCCACAGCCAGUGUAUUCGUGGAGGUGGCCGACGUGAACGACAACGCGCCCGCCUUCGAGCAGCCCGAGUACACGGUGUUCGUGAAGGAGAACAACCCGCCCGGCAGCCACAUCUUCACGGUGUCUGCGCACGACGCGGACGCGCAGGAGAACGCGCUGGUGUCCUACUCGCUGGUGGAGCGGCGGGUGGGCGAGCGCGCGCUGUCGAGCUACGUGUCGGUGCACGCC